This is a messenger RNA of Musa acuminata AAA Group (dessert banana), 1750 nucleotides long. RefSeq names its product chaperone protein dnaJ 49. The record is from RefSeq and is a predicted model, not a curated record. NCBI's taxonomy places the organism in Eukaryota, Viridiplantae, Streptophyta, Magnoliopsida, Zingiberales, Musaceae. Bases 268 to 1374 code for a protein of 368 amino acids. Gene Ontology annotation, molecular function: Hsp70 protein binding. Gene Ontology annotation, biological process: cellular response to misfolded protein. Gene Ontology annotation, cellular component: endoplasmic reticulum membrane. The transcript is spliced from 3 exons.
GAUUGGGUCAAAACUUCGUUUCCUCGGUGCGGGGAGAGACCGAAAUCCUCUCCCUCUUCGUCCUCCCUCCCCUCUCCCUUUCUCCCAAACACUAUCGGCUUUCUUCGUGGUGAUCGCCGCCGCUCGAGCAAACCCUCGGCGCACGUCUUCGCGACGUGCCCUCCCGUUCCCGGGAGCGGAAGGUCAUCUCGAUCCCUAACGAUUUAUGGUCCUAGGGAUCUCUCGAUCCGUUUGGGAUACAUCUCUUUGGUCGAGUCGGAUACGGCGAUGGAGGGGAACAAAGAUGAUGCUUUGAAGUGCCUCCGGAUCGGUAAGGACGCAUUGCAGUCCGGUGAUCGGACUCGCGCCGUCAAAUUCCUCUCCAAGGCUCGCCGUCUAGAUCCCACUUUGCCGAUCGACGGCCUCCUCUCCGCCGCUGCUGACUCUGAUGGCAAAUCCGGCGGUCCCGCUGAUUCCGCUGCGUCAUCGAACGCUUCCCAGCCUGACGAGCCAUCGAGCGGUACUUCUUCCCGUGCUGCCGCUGCAUCCGUCUCUUCUGCUUCCAAGGUUAGGAUUUCCUCGGAUGGUCCUGGGUCUUCGAGGGACUACACUGAGGAGCAGGUGACCGUCAUCAGUCAGAUUAAGAAGCUGAAUGAUUACUAUCAGAUCUUGGGGGUUGAAAAAGGAUGCACUGUGGAGGAAGUUAGGAAGGCCUACCGGAAGCUCUCUUUGAAGGUGCAUCCUGACAAGAACAAGGCGCCUGGUGCUGAUGAAGCCUUUAAGGCUGUAUCUAAGGCCUUCCAGUGCUUGAGCGACAAUGAGAGCAGGAAAAGGUAUGAUCUUCUCGGUUCAGAUGAGUCUGAUCGGCCGGUGGCACAGCGUGGCAAUCAUGGUUUCAAUGGCUUUUAUGACGAGGACUUUGAUGCUGAUGAGAUCUUCAGGAACUUCUUUUUUGGUGGAGGGCCUCCGGUUGCCACUCAUUUUCGCACUUUCCGCUUUAGAACUGGUGGCACGGGUGGGGCGAGUGCUCAUGAGAUGCAUGGUUCUGUCAAUCAUAAUCUCCGGAUGCUCAUACAGAUCUUGCCUAUCAUUAUCCUGUUCUUGCUGAACUUCCUUCCAUCCUCUGAACCAAUAUAUAUGCUGUUCCGAUCCUAUCCUUAUGAGCACAAGCUAGAAACAUCAAGGGGUGUGGCAUACUUUGUUAAGUCAGUGAAAUUUGAGGAGGAAUAUCCUUAUGAGAGCCCAAAACGCAUUGCUUUGGAGGAACAUGUGGAGAGUGACUAUGUUGGGAUCCUUGAACAGAAUUGCCGGGUUGAGUUGCAGAGACAACACUGGGGACUGUCAUACCAAACACCACAUUGCGAUAGGCUUCAGAAGUUUGAGGCAGCAGCUUGAUGCCAUCAACUCAAGAGGUUUCAGACUGAUAUGCAAGUAUGCUUUUCAUGGAUGGCAUAAGUCGAAUUUUAGUAUUCUCUAUCGUUUUUUAUUGCCAAUGUGCUGCUACUAGUUCUGGUUGCAUCAAGGACGAGCUCCAUCAUGGUGCUUAUGGCAUAAAUUAUUACAUUACAAAGACCCAAACUGGUUUAAUAUCGUCUUAGAGAAUUAGUUGGAGAUGUUAUUAGGCUCCAAAAAAUUUUGUUAUCUGCUUUAUAUCGUUGUUAACCCAUGUGUUUCGUUUGAGCAGUAAUUGUUAGUAAUUGUUGUUUCUGAUAACUGUUGCAUGUAUUAUCUUGUGACGACCAUCUAUAACAUGGCUGGUUCUUCCCUUCCA